This is a messenger RNA of Archocentrus centrarchus (flier cichlid), 1274 nucleotides long. Its product is annotated as charged multivesicular body protein 4b-like. Lineage: Eukaryota; Metazoa; Chordata; Actinopteri; Cichliformes; Cichlidae. Gene Ontology annotation, cellular component: multivesicular body; cytoplasmic side of plasma membrane; ESCRT III complex. Gene Ontology annotation, biological process: vesicle budding from membrane; late endosome to vacuole transport via multivesicular body sorting pathway. Bases 1 to 921 code for a protein of 306 amino acids. The transcript is spliced from 8 exons. The record is from RefSeq and is a predicted model, not a curated record.
AUGAGGCGGAAGGACAGAGAUCCUGAAAGCAGCAGCCCCAAAGCUGUUGCCGUGUUUUGGCAGUCCUCCAGCCUCACAGCCACGUUCCUGUCUGUGUUCAGCAGCUGGGACAAGGUGGAGAAGGAGCUCCAACAGGAGAUGGAGAAGCUUCCUGCCAGAGAGGAGCUGCUGGAGAAGAAGAGAGAGUUUCUGAACAAGAAAAUUGACCAGCUAGAGCUUUUUGCCAAGAAAAACAGCACAAAAAGCAGAAGAGUGGCUCUGCAGGCGCUGAGAAGAAAGAAGCAGUGCGAGAAACACAUCAAGUACAUUGACUGCGCUGUAAAGGCCAUGAGAUCGAUUCACGAACACAUAGAAAUCAUCAACAAGGUCACUGACCUGCUGAAGGACAUUACAGAGGAACAGGAUGUGACUGGAGACAAGCUAGACAGCGUCUACACACCUGUGGGCUUCGAUGGGGAAUUUGAUGAGGAUGAGCUGCUGGCAGAGCUGGAGAAGCUGGAAAGGAAUCUGGACGAAAACCUCUUUGAGGCGGACGGAUCAGAGGACGGGGUCCUUUGUCCCAAAGUGUUGACCUCUGCACCGCCUUCCCAUCCUGGCUUUUGCAGAGAAAUCAUCAACAAGGUAAAUGACCUGAUGAAGGACAUUAUGGAGGAACAGGACGUGACCGAAGACAUGCAAGACAGCAUCUACACAGCUGUGAGCUUUGAAGUGGAAUUUAAUGAGGAUGAGCUGCUGGCAGAGCUGGACAAGCUGGAAAAGAAUCUGGAUGAAAGCCUCUUUGAGGUGGACGGAGCAGAGGACGGGGGCCUUUGUCCCACAGUGUCGAAAACUGCAUCGCCUUCCCAUCCUGCCAACGUGGAUGAAGAUAACAUUGAGGAUGAUUUAGAGUAUCUUCGGCGUUGGGCGAAUGCCGCUUCAUAAACUCAGCAUCCAGUACAACAGUUAGGAAAGCACAGGAUGGAAUAAAUGGGCAGCAGGUUUAUGUUCUUGUUCAUGAGUGUUUUUGUUUUAUUUCAUUUGCAUGGACGUUCGACCAUCUUCUCACAGCAGUAACGUCAGUAAAUACAAUGAAUUUGAUGCACAGGGUAGGACAGAAACUUGUGCUUCCUGUAAUCUAAGCUACUUGUGCUGUUUUUUUAGUGGCUCUCAGUUCAUACGUGUUACAUAUGUGUUUGCUGUCUUGAGUUUUUGUGUUGGCUUGCAUCCUGUUACCCUGUUGUGCUUUCUUCUUCUUAGACUAAUUUUCAAAAAUAAAGCUCUUCACUGAUGGACGG